Messenger RNA from Peniophora sp. CBMAI 1063, 2286 nucleotides. Lineage: Eukaryota; Fungi; Basidiomycota; Agaricomycetes; Russulales; Peniophoraceae. The record is from the annotation of a GenBank genome assembly.
AUGGAGUACCGCUUUGGUAAACUUGCAAAUGGCCAAUAUGUUGAUGGGCAUGAACGCGACGAUGUUGUAGAGUACCGACAGCACUCGUACUUGCCGCGUCUAUGGGAGCUUGAGAGUGGCCUCCGUCAGUAUGAUUCGGCUACUGGACGAGAGGUCAGCCCCGAUGGGACGGGGAGCUCAAUACCUUGGCCUCCUCGCCGUGUCGUCUUGUGGUUCCACGACGAGUCGACGUUCUACGCCAAUGAUCGUCGCUGGGUCGGAUGGGCAGGUCCUGAUGCGAAGGCGACACCGCGCGCGAAGGGCGAGGGUCAAUCUCUGAUGGUUUCAGAUUUUUUCUCGCCCGACUACGGUUGGCUUCGGCGGCGAACCACAUAUCCAGGCGAUGAGCGGAAGCAAGACGCGCGAGUGCUGUUCAAGGCAGGCAAAAACCGUGACGGGUGGUUCACGAACGUCACAUUUGUCGCGCAGUUGGAGGAUGCGAUGACGAUCCUCGCUGAGGAUUACCCCUUCGAAAAGCAUGUCUUUAUCGUUGACAACGCAACCAUCCACGCGAAACGGUCCGAGACUGCACCCUCUGCGCGCAAUAUGACGAAGAAACCGAGCAGGAACGUGCUUGCCAAUGUGACGGCGAUCGGCGAGGACGGGUUGCCGCUUCUGGAUUCAAACGGAAAGGCCAUCAAACGAAAGGCGAAAAUGUCCGACGCGCGCCUCCAUGACGGGACACCACAGCCACUCUACUUCCCCGACGACGCUUCCAUAUGUCCCAAAGGAUACUGCAAAAAGGCCGGUCAGUUCAAGGGAAUGACACGUAUUCUUGAGGAGCGAGGGUACACACACGCCGGCAAGCUUCGCCACCAAUGCGACAAUUUCAAGUGCCCGGAGAGCUUUGAUCGUUCUAACCCUUGCUGUCAGCGACGUCUCAUGUACAACGAGCCCGACUUUGUUGAGGUGGAAUCCCUCGCAGAGGCACGGGCGAGUGCUCGCGGUUUCGAGCUAUUAUUCUUACCCAAGUUUCAUUGCGAGUUAAACCCGAUUGAGCAGUGUUGGUGCAUGGCGAAGGAGUGGUAUCGCAGGCAGCCGCCGAGCGAUAAGGAGGCCGAUCUGGAGCGGAACGUUCUCGAGUCUCUCGUGCGCAUCCCACUCGAGUCUAUGCGAAGAUUCUUCAACCGAAGCUGGCGUUUUGGAUGUGCGUAUAAGGUUUUGAGUGCGCCCUUCCUUACCAACUCUGGGGAUAUCGUUGCGAUUGAGCUUCCCAAGUUCUCUUUGAAGCGUGCAAAUCAGUUACUGUCCGUUUGGUCCUCCAAUCUCCAAAGUUGCGGCGUUCGUGAGCGCAGCACGAAUCGCGCCGCCUUACCGCCGUCCAAGUCCAAAGGCGUUCGAAUACUCUUCGAGCGUGUCUUGAAGUACCUCUGGGAUGAUGUCGUAUGGCCAAUCCUACAAGCCAUUGAUGUGACCAGCCCAAGUGUCGACACCGAUUGUCUCCCGCACAUCACUUGGUGUGUGACGGGGCCUCUCGCUCAACUGCCCUUGCACGCCGCGGGGAACUAUUCAAGUGAUGCAGGACCGCGCAUCUACAACUACGCCGUCUCCUCGUAUACCCCGUCCUUAUCGGCCCACGUCCGCGCUUGUCGCUCGCAAAAGCGCAGGUCACACGCUAUGCCCCAGAAUGCCUUGAUCAUCACGCAGCCCGCCACACCUGGGUUUGCGCCAAUCCAGAAGACCGCUGUCGAGGGCGCGCGGGUUCACGAGAUACUCUCCGAGGUCGGCGUCGAGUGCACUGCGCUUGACGGCACAGAUGCUACCGUAUCGUCCGUUAAGUCUAGCAUGGACCAUAGUCCUUGGGUGCAUAUAGCUUGCCAUGGUUUCCAACAUCGCUUCGACCCGACUCUGAGCGGUUUCGCGCUCCAAGAUGGCAUCCUGACGCUCAACAUGCUCAUGAGCGUCAUGGCAGACGAUGCUGAGCUCGCGUUCCUCUCUGCGUGCCAAACCGCCACUGGAGACGAGAAGCUAUCGGACGAGUCGGCGCAUCUCGCGGCUGGCAUGAUCGCCGCAGGGUUUAGGGGCGUCGUGGCUACGAUGUGGUCGAUCCAAGACGCUGACGCGCCCGUCGUUGUCGAAGCGUACUAUAGAAGGUUGAUCGAACUCAGGAAGGCCGGAGUCGUACAAGAGUACGAGACCGGGGCUGCCUAUGCGUUGCACGAGGCAGUAAAGAAGUUGAGAGAGUCCAAGUCGGUUGGUGAAGGAGCCUUUAUCAGAUGGGUUCCAUUUGUGCAUUUCGGCGUCUAG